Arthroderma uncinatum is the source of this 1158-nucleotide messenger RNA. Its product is annotated as DUF887 domain-containing protein. NCBI's taxonomy places the organism in Eukaryota, Fungi, Ascomycota, Eurotiomycetes, Onygenales, Arthrodermataceae. Gene Ontology annotation, biological process: lipid homeostasis. Bases 1 to 1158 code for a protein of 385 amino acids. Gene Ontology annotation, cellular component: endoplasmic reticulum; membrane. The transcript is spliced from 2 exons. The record is from RefSeq and is a predicted model, not a curated record.
AUGCUCGACCCUAUACCUCCCCCGCGAUGGCUUCAGGAUCUGGUUACGCCGAUGGCAGAGCGCUGGUCUCUGCCGACGCUGCCGUAUCACGUCCACGAAAUCAUCCUCUCCUUCGCCCUGUACCAGUUCAUCCAGUCCGUCGUCGGACCCAUGCUCUCUACCUGGCUCUUCCCAAAGAUCUAUCCUAGCUUCAACAGGCGCACGAAGCUUGGCUGGGAUAUCCAUGUCGUCUCUCUCACACAGAGCACUCUCAUCUCCGUCUUGGCGUUGUGGGUGACGUUUGCAGACGAGGAGCGCAGGAGCAUGACGCCCGUUGAGCGCGUGUAUGGGUAUUCGGGGGCCUGUGGCUUGAUACAGGCCAUGGCGACGGGAUACUUCCUGUGGGAUCUGAUUAUCAGUGUCAGACAUGUCAAUGUGUUUGGUGUCGGCAUGCUGUUCCAUGCGAUUAGCGCAGUGCUGGUGUUUAGCUUGGGAUAUAGACCAUUCGUCAACUACUAUGCGCCGACAUUCAUCCUAUAUGAGCUCUCCACCACCUUCCUCAACUUCCACUGGUUUUUCGAUAAACUGGGCAUGACCGGCUGCCGCGCCCAAUGGUACAAUGGAAUGGUCCUCCUCUCGGUCUUCUUCUCCUGUCGCCUCAUUUGGGGCUCAUACAACUCAUUCUACGUAUUCUGGGACAUCUACAGGGCUUUCCAGGCGACCAGCAAAUCUGCCCAACUUAGCACCGCGGAGUUUCACUCCCUAGUCUUCAGCCCCAGGAACACGACCAUGUGCCUAGACGACAACUGCAUUAGGGCAAACGCCGAGAUCUCUCAGUUCGCCCACUUCUCGGCAACCGGUAUUCCACCCUGGCUUGCAUUCACUUACCUAGGUAGCAACACGGUCCUCAACACUCUCAACUGGUACUGGUUCUCAAAGAUGAUCGAUGCGGUGCUCAAGCGGUUCAGAGGCGAGGACAUUGCGCCUGGAGAAAAGACUGCCGCACCAGAGUCUAUCGAAGGAGACGCAAGUGCUAUUGUCCUUGAAGCAGCUGCUACACUUGAACAACAAGAAGACGCUAUUAUUACCGGUAACCUGGCGAAUGACUCCAAGACCUCAACUACUACACAAUCAAUUCCUAUGAAUGGCGAAUCUAGCGCUCGGAGACGGAAGGCAUAG